Messenger RNA from Achroia grisella, 1675 nucleotides. RefSeq names its product leucine-rich repeat-containing protein 40 (gene Sclp). Lineage: Eukaryota; Metazoa; Arthropoda; Insecta; Lepidoptera; Pyralidae. The record is from RefSeq and is a predicted model, not a curated record. The transcript is spliced from 4 exons. Gene Ontology annotation, molecular function: protein binding. Bases 176 to 817 code for a protein of 213 amino acids.
CGCUCGAAUUUAACAAAGUGCCACCGUGUACCUAGGCGGUUUGCGUUUCGGGGCGGUGGUAGAUGAGCAAUUGAACAUACGCGAAUCUUUCAGUUUGUGAAAGACUUUCACUGUCGUGAAACCUGACUGUGACCUCAAAUUGUGCAGUGACUGUUGGUGAUAAUCAAGUGCAGUGAUGAGACCCCCAACGGAAUAUGAUGGAGGCGCGCGCCUGCCGGCCGAGGCCGAGGAGCCGGAUCCAAGGGCACCAGCCAUGAUGAUAUGUGCUAGAUUAGCAGGACGUGCUAUUAUAAGGGUUGUGGGAAGAUGCGAGGAUGCACAGGAAAAUAGUCAACUUGACUUGUCCGAGUGCCAGCUCAUGCAAGUUCCUGAUGCUGUAUACCAUCUCAUGCGACACACAGAACUCAAGAGCUGCGACCUUAGUGGAAAUGUUAUAACAAAAAUACCACCAAAGUUUGCUGUUAAAUUUAGUUUAAUCACAGAAUUAAACCUGUCAAACAAUCAAAUGGCGAAGCUACCUGAUGAACUGUGUACCCUGGCGUGCCUGCAACGGUUGGAUAUCUCACACAACACCUUUGUGGCUCUACCAAGCAUUGCAUGCCAGUGCCCCAGUUUGCACACACUCCUUGCUCACCACAAUCAAAUAAUUGAAGUAGAUGUCGACAGAUUAGCCAGAUCUCGAGCACUUGAAUAUGUAGAUCUCAGUGACAAUCCAAUCCCUCCUCGAACAUAUGACGAACUGAAGCAGCUGUCACGACCAUCAGUCACCGUUUCAGAGAGAGAAAAAGAGGACUGGGAAGAAGACCUCUUAAUUUAGAAUAUUGCUCUCAACAUACUCAUGCAUUCAGGCCAGAAAUUUGUGAUUGAAAGCAAGGCCUAUAUAAUAAAAGGGAUGGUGCAAUCUGAAGCUAAUUGAUUACGAAAAGCUGGCCUUAACUCAACUGUGAUUUAUCUCUGUGAAAAGAGGACAUUAUCAACAUGAUAUUGUGAAUUUGAUGUUUUGUGUAUAACUCUAUGAUAAUUAUUAUCAUAGUUGGAGGCAUGAGAAUGAAUUUAAUAACACAGAUGUGCUCAAAAUAUUUCAUGUACCUACUUAAUUAGAAUAAGAAAACAUUAUGCCACAUCCAAACUUAUACAAUUAAAUAUACUUCUGUGGCGUUUUGAUAUUAUUGAUCUAUUUAACAAUUACUUGACUAAAUUCUAUUGCUGAUUAUUUGGAUUAUAUGAAUAAUAAUAUAAAUAUUUUUGAUAUGUAAAAUGUUUGGAUGGUAUUAUGUUGACGUAUCUCAUUGUAUUGAAUACUAGUCCAUCAUUUAAUUAAGUGCAAUUUUUAUUAAUAAUUCCAACUAUAAGAAAAUAAUAUUAUUAGUAUUAUUUUUAAGUAAAGGAACACCUGGGCAGUAACACUUAAUAAUGUUUAGCAAAAACAGCAACAACAAAGGAUUGCAUUUCUGCUAAAAUAUUUUUAGCUGUUUUUAGUUGUUUCAGUAUAUUUUGACUACAAUAAAAUAUUUGUUGUGUCAUAAUUUACUAUGUGAUCAUUACUAUUGCCCAAAGACAAUGACUGAUGUUGUAAAUCCCUUUAUAUCAACAUGUUUCUAAUGUAUAAUUAAGAAAUAAGUCUUUGUGAUGUGUUUUAGAAACUAAAAUUUACUGUAAGUAAUUAAAAAACAUC